AUGGAAAACUCAUCACGAAGUCCCGAAAACUCAUCCAUUUUUCCAAAUGCGAGCAUUCGCUCUGGAGCCAAUUUGGUGAGACCAAACCGUUUUUUACCACGCUUGGGGCGAUUCCAACAUUCGCCUUCUGCGUUCUAUAAUUUAAGGAGCGAGCAUGAACGUCGGAGACGGCGCAUAACCAGUCAGCAGCUACAGCAGCCGCGAUCGCUCAAUAUAGGCCAAUACAUCUCUACAAACAAACGUCGCCGGGUUGAAGAAGAAGGCCAGGCCGAGAUGACUCAAGUUCCUUUGGAAUUGCACUCUUGCGAUGGAGGUAGUUACGAUGGCGAUCGAUAUUAUAAUUAUCCCAGCACAGAAUACUGUCCGGAGAAUGCUUUGCGUAAUGACGGCUCUGUUUACUGCACGAAAAACUCCCGCUGUAACAUGAUCCUUCAGCACGUCGACAAGAAAUGCUUCACCCUUCAGAGACUGGUAAUAAGAGCUCCUUCAUCAGGCUAUACCUCUCCUGUUCGCGAAGGCAUGAUUUUUGUGACCAUGGACGACAAUAACUUACUCACUCGUACAAACUACUCGAUCCGCUACGAAGAUUAUAAUGAUGAGCGUGAAGAUGAUAGUGAGGAUGAGAUCGAGAAUCGUCGAGCUAUUAGACUGCCCCAAGCAGACCCCUGUGACACAACCCAAGAGGAUCGUGAAUCUCAGCCUUUGAUAGAGUCUUCAACAACUCCUGGUUUACUCUAUAGAGGACGUACCGCAAUCAAUUUAAGAGAUACCGAUGUGGGUCCGUCAAGAAUCGAAGCAACUCCCGAUGCAGCAGGAAUUGCCGCACAAAUACCACUUCUUGAACCUCAUGCAACGUUUUACAACCGUGAUAAUAAGAAUAAAUGCGUCAUCAACUUUGAACCCGCUAUUUCUGGGAGGUUCAUUCUGGCCAAGUUCUUUGCAGGCCAUAUGGAUGACAACAUAGACAUCGAAUUUAUUGGGGCCUAUGGUUAUGUCGGAAGGCGGUUUUUCCCAGCAACCACCCCACGGUGA
Molecule: messenger RNA, 1032 nt
Organism: Morchella importuna
Lineage: Eukaryota; Fungi; Ascomycota; Pezizomycetes; Pezizales; Morchellaceae
Exons: 5
Coding region: 1-1032 (343 amino acids)
Source: RefSeq, a predicted model, not a curated record